Molecule: messenger RNA, 2706 nt
Organism: Durio zibethinus
Lineage: Eukaryota; Viridiplantae; Streptophyta; Magnoliopsida; Malvales; Malvaceae
Source: RefSeq, a predicted model, not a curated record
UCUCCAAUAAAUUCUAAAAAAAUUGCCAUAUUUUUCUUGCUGUAGCCCAUUGAUCAUUUUCUAAAAUCCCAAGACACAUGAACCUUACUCUAGGCUAUCUUCAUACCCUUUUGUUUUGUCCAAUAUUUUUCCCGUUCUCUCUGCAACUCUGUAGAUUAGAUUGGUUCGGCUUCUAAAAAGCAAAGAUAAUCAACAAAAACAAAAUACCCACCAACAAAAAUAUGAGGAUGGUCAAUUUUAACAAAUUGGACCCAGGUGUUGGUCAUGUAACACAGGAUAGCGUUGAAGAGUCUGGUGAUGAUAAGGAUAGACUAAGAUGCUUGUUUGAUCUGGUUCUUUCUGGUUAUCUAAAAGAGGUUGCUAGUAAGGGUUUUGUUAGGCCUAUGCCAGCAAUGAUUGGAAAUGAUGGGCAAUCACCAGAUUUGCUCAAGCUUUUCCUUGUAGUUAGGGAGAUCGGAGGGUACGAGUUCGUGUCAGAAAAAGGGUUAUGGGCUUUUGUGGCGCAAGAAUUAGGGUUGGAUCUUGACGUUUCAGCUUCGGUUAAAUUGAUAUAUGCCAAGUAUUUGCAUGAGCUGGAAAAAUGGUUGAGUCAGAGUGGUCGAAAUUUUGGGUUCUUGUCAAUGGAGCAAGAGAAGGAGUUUAGAGGUUUGUUUACAAAUGGGGUUGAUCGAAAAGUAGUAGUAAACCGAGUGGCUCUAUUGGAACGUAUAAAAAAUGACAAGUUCGUUGAUAAGGAUACCAAGAAUGAUGUCGAGAAAGUGUUUGGUGAUGAUGACGAAAAAGUUUAUGGAAAUGAUCUUGCGGGGCUUGGUCCACCUGUUGCUAGGAAAGAAUUUAGUACUCGUAAGAGAAAAAGGGAAUCUUUAUCAGGAAUGCUGAAAUGGGUAAUCCAGGUUGCAAAAUGUCACGACGAUCCUUCAGUUGCUGCAAUAUUGGAGCCAUCUAAGUGGAAAGAACAUCGAGGCAAUGAAUUCUGGAUACAAGCCAUCAGGGCACGCGAAGCUUUAAGGCAGAAAAGGGAUGAUCAUUCAGCCACUGAACAGUCUCUCUUGCAGAAUAAUCAAAAGAUGCAUCCAUCCAUGUAUGAGGAUGACUUUCUUAGUCACCAUUUUACAGAGAGGUUAAGAUGCAGUGAGACACUUCAUACGCCAAAAUCUUGUUCAUGCUCUUGUUACAGUUCUGGUUCAGCCUUGCAGAACAACUUGAUUUGUCUCCACAAGACAGAGUCUGAAUAUGGCCCUAAAGAGCAAUCCCCUGUAACUAUUGACUUAUCAUCUUUAGAUAUGACUGCAGAGCUGUCUGGGGAUGAUUCUUUUAGAAGACAAGUGUCUGUGGGUCCCCUCUUUCAAGCUGAACUACCAGAAUGGACCGGUAUGGUUUCUGAUACUGAUUCUAAGUGGCUAGGCACACAGGAAUGGCCCUUAAAAGGUGGAGAACAUGAUUCCUUAGCUGUAACAGAUCCAAUUGGUAGGGGAAGACCCGAUUCAUGUGGCUGUAGGAUACCAGUCUCUGUUGAAUGUAUUAGACUUCAUAUUGCUGAGAAGAGGAUGAAAUUAAAGCUUGAACUGGGUUCAUUGUUCUACCGUUGGAGAUUUGAUGGGAUGGGGGAGGAAGUCGCACUUCAGUGGAUGGCUGAAGAAGAAAAGAGAUUCAAGCAUAUGGUACAAUUAGAAUCACCAUCUUUAAAUGCAUUCUGGCCUGAUGCAUCCAAGUUUUUUCCUAGGAAGACUAGGCAAGACUUGGUAAGCUAUUACUUCAAUGUUUUUGUUAUCCGGCGUAGAAGUUAUCAAAACCGUGUGACUCCUAAAAGUAUUGAUAGUGAUGAUGAUGAGUCGGAGUUGGGAUGCAUAAGUGACAGUUUUGGAAUUGACGCCUUAAAAGUUCCUGGCUCAAAUAUGCUGAAAUGUUCUCAGAGUAAUUAGUGCAUUGACUGGGAUUAGUAUGAAUACCAAUGAAGAUUUAUCACGUUGAUUAGAAUCUGGAAACACUGUGCUUGAACCAAUGGUAGUUGAAUCUUACUUUUCUUUUUUCCGUUACUUCUCUGCUUACCUUACGGCAUCAGUGAACCAAUGAUGCAGUUUUGAAAUGUCCCGUGGAAUUUGCAACUGGCUUGGUUCGUUGACUCUGGUAAAAGAAUUUUACAAAUGUGCAAGUGUACAAUACCUUUAUCAGGAAAGAUUUAUACUUCUGCAUCUGUGAAUACUGUUAUAUUGUUUCAAGUACCAACUUCAGACAGAGGAAGAUGGAAGUGGGAGACAAUGAUGCAGCUUCUGCUUCCGCAAUUCUAAGUUUUACUUUGAUUUUUCUCUUAAACGUUUACACUUUACCUGGAACUUACCCUAUUGAAUUCAUUCAUUUGUGUUUCAAUGUUGAAGUGAUUUUUUCUCUUCUCCCAUCAAUGCUGCUAUCUUCAUGUUUAAUUUGCCUGCAGUUUUGGUUGAAAAUCAUCAUACAACCAAAUUUCACUCAGUGUUUGGAUCUUUAUUACUGAUGAUAAUACUGAAUUUAUGUUUUUACUGAAAAAAUUAGGAGGUCUUGUUGCAUUAAAGUUCAUUUUUGUAUCAUCAGAUUAAACUUUUGGUGCAGAAGUGAGCAGCCUUAUUCCAUUCCAACUAUUUUUCCAACUUUUGGAAGCAGAUAUAUAUGAUGUUAUAUGAGCUUUUCCAAGUUCUCUCUUCAUCAGGGUUGAAUACUAAAGAGAUAAAA